Messenger RNA from Papaver somniferum (opium poppy), 720 nucleotides. RefSeq lists its product as uncharacterized. Lineage: Eukaryota; Viridiplantae; Streptophyta; Magnoliopsida; Ranunculales; Papaveraceae. Bases 1 to 720 code for a protein of 239 amino acids. The record is from RefSeq and is a predicted model, not a curated record. The transcript has a single exon.
AUGCUUUCAGAACUUAGGAACCAUAUAGAGUCAAUAGAUAAGCGUUAUGAAUGGGAUGAUUGGUCCUUCGGAUUUGGUUACGUUUCUGCAACAAAUGAGUACAAAGUUGUAGGGAUAUAUGUGUCAGAUUCCGGUUAUCUAGAAGUAUGCAUAUACACUGUAGGCACUAAAAGAUGGAGAGACCUUGGAAGAAAGUUUAAUCUUGAAUUCAGGCCUAGAUAUAAUGAUGAACCAGGUAGCUUUGCUAAUGGAGCUAUUUACUGGAUUGGAAAUGAGGUGCAAAAGAUUGUGACCUUCGAUUUGAUUCAGGAAAAGUUCUGUGAACAUCUUGCACCACCUCCUUUGCCACCAAACAGGAAUUUGAUUAAUCAGACAAUAGGGCUUUUGGAUGGCGUAUUGUAUAUUGCAUUUUAUGCUGAAGAUGGAUGCUAUGACAUAUGGUUGUUAAAGAAGAAGAAUGAUAAUCAUGACACGAAAGGAGACAAACAUCAGUCAUUUGAAUGGAGUAAAGAGUUAAGGGUAGCCGAUAACGGAUUAUUAGUCGUUACGAAGACCGGUGAUGUUUUAACAAAAGCUCCAACCUCAGAAAGGGUUUGGGAUAGCAAGGAAGAAGUGGUUCUUCAAGUAUUCCCCCGCAAGAACACCUUCUUAUCGCUGAAAGAUUCAGGGGAAGAACAGACGAAAAAGUUGAAGUCAGUUAAAGGAGGCAGAAAGCCGUGA